GUGCCUGUCAUAUUCAUGAUUUCCGUGUUCACUCGACAUCUCAAGUUCAAGUUGGCGUCAGUUGCAGAACUGAGCAAAUUUUGAAAAUUAAAAGCAGGUGCAGAUGAGCCAGUUAUGCAAGCGCAUUGAAGCACGACAGCAGAUAAUUAAAGUAUAUAAACAUCGGGCAAGGUGAACAAUUGGAGUAACUCAACUACAUCCAUUCAUUCACUUACACCCGAACAACAACCCAUAGCAGUUUCAGUCACACCAGGGUCCCUUCUUUUCCCACCCCAACUACAUCACUUACACAACUGAAACAUCUUCAACAACUACCAGCAUCUAGACGCAAAACAACAUACAUCACCAAAAAAAGCAAAAAUGGCCGACCCUUUCGAGGUGCGCAUGCGCUUCACAAACCAGCUCCGCCAACUAAGUGCCUCCGUGACAUCCUCGCAAAAGGCAGCACAGUAUGCUCUCCGACACAAGGAUCUAGCUGAAGAUUUGCACUCUUGCAUUCUGGAGCAACUUGAAAGGAGCAAUCUCAACAUGCGAGCCAACAUCAUGUACUUCAUCGAGCACUUUCUCGACAUGGCCUACAAAGACGGACAAGAGGAUUACAUCCGCAUGAUGCAGCGGGACAUUAUUCGUGUGGUCGAUGCCGUGGCGCCAGAUGACGGGUCAGGGGCGGCUAACGUCAAGGUUGUCCGCAAGGUCCUCCAAGCCCUCCACGCCAAAUCCUUUCUCGACGCCACCAUCCUAACCGACAUCUUUGAAGUCCUCCGCGAACGCGGCGAAUCCUACGUUUCCUCCCAAGGGGACCUCGUCCUCUCCCCUUCUGCCAACAACAACAACAACCUUUCAGCAGCAGCAUCGGGAUACGAUACCAACAUGCCCCCCUCGCAAACCGCCAUCCACUCUUCCUCCUACCCUCCUCCUUUUCCUCCAUCUUCUUCCACAGCAGCAGCAGGUACCCUCCCCACCAGCACCAACGCCACCAAUGCCGCCGGCGGACCUUCCUCUAGCAACCAACAGCAUAGCAAUUUGAGCAAACGCGGCGGAGGCGUCAACACUGCCGCCCCUCGUCUCGACAAGAAACAAGUUGAGCAACGUAUCGAGGAGGAUCGUGAGCGGCAUAAGAGGCUGAGGGAGAACAUCUGGGCGGUGCCGAGCGGAGACGAGCUGGAUAGAUUGCUGGAGGAGACGUCAGAGUUGGGGGAUGACGACAUGAGGGCGAUAUGGGAAGAGCAGGAGGAGUGGGAGAGGAGUUUGCAGGCGGGGAUUGGAGGGAUUGGAGGGAGUGGUGGUGCGGGGUGUGGGCAUACUACCUCUACCAGUAACGGGGGUGAGAGGGAUGAUGGUAUGAAUGGGAAUAACAUGAAGGAAAAGCCAAUGUCGAUUAGUGGGGAGAUUGCCGAGAUGGCGAGGAGGAAGCAGCUGCAGCAGCUGGAAAAGGAGCAACAGGAGAAGCAAGAUAAAGAUGUGGAGAUGACUUCGGGUUAGGAAACCGACGGAGGAGAAGAGAACCUGGGAAUUCAAGACCAGUAGGAAUGACACGGGUGGUGGAUACAAGAGGCGCGCUGGUAGGAGUGCGAUAGAAAGAAGAAAAUUGAAGGAGGCAAGGAGAAGGAGGUUGAGAAUAAGAAACAAGGAAGUUACCGAUACAUGGGGUAUGCAUGGGAUGGCGUUUAUGUUUUUGGCUGUUUAGUUAUCUUCGGUAUCCAUAAGCGAAAGUGGGGAGAUACUAUUAACUCAGAAGCGGCAUCUGCUCACGGUAAUAUCGUCGACAGACUCUCAUGUUUUCGCUGACAACCCGUUCUUCUAUCC
Neurospora crassa OR74A is the source of this 1806-nucleotide messenger RNA. RefSeq lists its product as hypothetical. The transcript is spliced from 3 exons. The record is from RefSeq and is a predicted model, not a curated record. Gene Ontology annotation, cellular component: CTDK-1 complex. Bases 361 to 1482 code for a protein of 373 amino acids. Gene Ontology annotation, biological process: positive regulation of transcription by RNA polymerase I; positive regulation of DNA-templated transcription, elongation. NCBI's taxonomy places the organism in Eukaryota, Fungi, Ascomycota, Sordariomycetes, Sordariales, Sordariaceae.